Molecule: messenger RNA, 1404 nt
Organism: Triticum turgidum subsp. durum (durum wheat)
Lineage: Eukaryota; Viridiplantae; Streptophyta; Magnoliopsida; Poales; Poaceae
Source: the annotation of a GenBank genome assembly
AUGGUGGUUACGUCAGAUCAUGUCAUGGUGGUACCCUACAACUCUCCAUGGGCGUCAUCACUGCAUGCUGAUUUGCUUCUGCUGGUAGCUUGGCGCCUUCUGGAUGGUGACUUGAUGGACUAUGUUCGCCUUCGAGCUGUGUGCAAAAAUUGGCGGUACGCCACUAUUUGCCCACGCGGUCGUGGCAUCACCGAUUCUCGUUUCCACCCGCGCCGUUGGAUGAUGUUGCCCGAGGGUCACGGUCUCCACCCUGGCCACUACAAGCUCGGGGGGUUUGUUCGCUUUCUCAACCUUGACACGGGGACAUUGGUCCGUGUCAAGCUCCCGUUGUUCAAGAACCACUGCAUUCUUGACUCAGUCAACGGCCUCCUCCUCCUCCAGAGGGACGAGGACUCUGCCAUUCUCCUCCUCAACCCUUUCACUAGUGACAUCACUGAGCUCCCACCACUCUCCACCCUCCUCACGCAAGUGGUGAAACAGUCUGAGAUCACAGUUGGCCUAUGCUACUGCUAUCUCCUCAAACAUGGCAUGUCUACUGCUGUCUUCUGCAACAAUGACGGUACCACCACCGUCAUGAUUAUCUUGCAUCAUUUAUCACAGUUGGCCUAUGCUACCUCCCAAGACAAGCAAUGGAUCAUGGCGAGCUGGGAUCUUCCGUUAAACAUGAAAGCUUUGUCAUGUCAAGGCAAGUUAUACUUGGUGCAGUAUCCUGCAUCUCAUGGUUCACAGGUUCUUCAGAUUGACCCACCCUUGCAGGUUGGUUCGCCGCCACCACGGCCAAAGUUAAUCGCCACAUGCCCAACAAAUAAACUUGUCUAUGGUUAUCAUCUGGUAGAAUGUGACUCGAACAUCCUUCUUGUUUGCCAUACCGAUGAUUCUCGAUCACCCAUUUUGAUUUACAACCUUGAGAAUAUUACUGCGGGAAGGUUUACCCCGGUAAGAAGCAUUGGAAAGCAUGCCCUCUUCCUCGGAGAAAGGAGUCUGAGUGUCUCCUCUAAGGCAUUGCCUACUAUCAUGGCUGAAACUGUCGUCUACAAAGAACCAAGGGAGCAUCGCUUUGUGCAAUACCACCUCGGUACUGGCAAUUGGUCUGAACCAGUUGACGAAUGUGGCAUCUAUGGAUAUAGCCCCGGUCCUCAUAGCCUCAUCCAACAUAUCAUUACUUGUUGCAUUCGUCGUGCUUGGUACGUAAUUUCUUUUUAUCUCGCAUUAUUCUCUUGUUAUCAACUUAUCAUAAUUGUUCAUCGUAUCAUCUUGUUUAGAAGCCACGCUAAUAUGUUCUCAUUUUGUCCUUAUAGGAACAAAGGGUUGAUAUAUUCUGAAGCGGAAGCGUAUAAGCCUGGAUGGCUCACCUGGAAGGUUAAGAGAAAGUUUCGCCAUUGGGUACAGUUUUCUCACAAUUAA